This is a messenger RNA of Hyphopichia burtonii NRRL Y-1933, 853 nucleotides long. RefSeq lists its product as uncharacterized. The annotation marks the transcript as partial. The record is from RefSeq and is a predicted model, not a curated record. Lineage: Eukaryota; Fungi; Ascomycota; Pichiomycetes; Serinales; Debaryomycetaceae. The transcript has a single exon.
CAAUGGUUCAGGUAAUGGUUCAGACAAUGGUUCAGGUAAUGGAUCUAACUCUGGCAAUGGAUCUGGUAAUGGAUCUGGUAAUGGAUCUAACUCUGGCAAUGGAUCUGGUAAUGGAUCAGGCAAUGCAUCUAACUCAGGCAAUGGAUCAGGUAAUGGUUCAGACAAUGGAUCAGGUAAUGGAUCUAACUCAGGCAAUGGAUCAGGUAAUGGUUCAGACAAUGGAUCUAACUCUGGCAAUGGAUCAGGUAAUGGUUCAGGUAAUGGUUCAGACAAUGGAUCUAACUCUGGCAAUGGAUCUGGUAAUGGAUCAGGCAAUGCAUCUAACUCUGGCAAUGGAUCUGGUAAUGGAUCAGGCAAUGCAUCUAACUCUGGCAAUGGCUCUGGUAAUGCAUCUAACUCUGGCAAUGGUUCAGGUAAUGGUUCAGACAAUGAAUCAGGUAAUGGUUCUAACUCUGGUAAUGGUUCAGACAAUGGUUCAGGCAAUGGAUCAGCCGAGAGGCUUUCUUCAGACUCUAAAUCAGGAGCCAACUCAAAUGAUGGAUCGAAUACUGGAGAUAAUACUUCGCCUGACAGAACAAGUACGGGCUCAGAAGAUUCUAUUUGGGAAACCGGUGCUAGCACAGACAGCAACGAUGCUAGUUUGCGAGGCACUGGUGUCACCCAGUCAGUUGCGGCUGCUUAUACUAAAGUUGACAGUACUACAUUAGCGAUUUCAACUUCGAAGUCCCCAAAUCUGGCUUCUCAUACUGUGACCAGUUAUGAUGGUGUUGCAAACAGCCAAAUACCUACAAUUCUCGGUGUUCUUGCAUUAUUUUUCAGCUUGUUCUUUUAAUCUUAGUGUGAUAUGAUACCC